CUGCGCCUGCGCGUGCCUGCAGAGUUCCUGGACAUCUGGGACGUGGACCUGAUGAAGAAACGAGAGCAGGGCAACACGAUUGCGCACCGCACGGACGCCUACCAAAGCAACUAUCUGAUCGUCCGCCGAGGUCAAGAGUUCCAGCUGGAGAUCACCUUCGACCGCCCCUACCAGCCCAACAAGGACAAGUUUGCCGUGGAGUUUGUCAUCGGUUCCAAUCCUCAGUACAGUAAGAACACGUACAUUCCCGUCUUCCCCGGCCCGGUCCACCAGGGCUCGUGGCUGGGCCGCGUCAUCCAGACCUCGGACAACGUGGUGCGCAUGGGCGUCACGCCCGCCGCCAACUGCAUCGUGGGAAAAUACCAGAUGUACGUGGCCGUGGCCACCCCGUACGGCAUCCGCAGGACCAAGCCGGACAAGGGCCGCGCCCUCUAUGUUCUCUUCAACCCCUGGCUGGCGGCGGACGCCGUGUUUCUGGACGACGACGUCGAGCGGGACGAGUGCGUGAUGACGGAGACGGGGAUCAUCUACCACGGCUCCCACGACGACGUCGCCGAGCGACAUUGGAACUACGGGCAGUUCAACUACGGCGUUCUGGACGCCUGCCUGUACAUCCUGGACCGGUGCCAGAUGCCCCUGGUCAACCGAGGGGACCCCAUCAAGGUGGCCAGAAGGGCUUCCGCCAUGCUGGACUCUCGCGACGACGACGGCGUGCUGGUGGGCAACUGGAGCGGCGACUACACCUACGGCGUGGCGCCCACCGCCUGGACCGGCAGCACGGAAAUCCUCCUCACCUACGCCAGCAGCAAGAUGCCCGUGUGCUACGCGCAGUGCUGGGUCUACGCCGCCAUCUUCAACACCUUCCUGCGCUGCCUGGGGAUCCCGUCGCGAGUCGUCACCAACUACUACUCGGCCCACGACAACGACGGCAACCUGAAGUCGGACAUCAUCCUGGAUGAAAACGGCCGGGUGGAUCGCAGCCGGACCAGGGACUCCAUCUGGAACUAUCACUGCUGGAACGAGUGCUACAUGUCCAGACCGGACCUCCCGCCCGGCUUCGGGGGCUGGCAGGUGGUGGAUGCCACACCGCAGGAGACCAGCGACGGCUUGUACAGAUGCGGCCCGGCGUCCAUCCGCGCCAUCAAACACGGCGAAAUCUGCUUCCCCUUUGAUGCCGCCUUUGUCUUUGCGGAGGUGAACAGCGACGUGGUGUUUUAUUCCCGGGGGAAGGACGGCAGCAUGCAGCCGGUCAGGGUGAAUCGCAGCCACGUGGGCCGCAUGAUUCUGACCAAAGCUCCCGGUGGCUCGAGUCGCCGCGACCUCACCCAUCAGUACAAGUUCCCCGAAGGCAGCGCCGAGGAGCGCACCGUCCUGGAGAAAGCGGAGGCGUACAGCUGCAAGAGAGAGAAGGCGGACCUGCCCCCGGGGGACGUGGACCUGGUCCUGUUGGACGUGCGGGCCGGCGUCGGCGACGACUUUGACUUGACUCUGAAGUUCGUCAACGGCAGCGGCGCCCGGCGUACGCUGGAGGCCUACGUCAGCGGCAGCGUGGUCUACUACACGGGCCUCGUCAGCUCCGAGUUCCUCUUCGCCACCCCCUCCGUCCAGAUGGAGCCCGGCGGCCACGCCAAAGAGUCGGUGCGCGUCGAGGCCGAGCGCUACAUGAAGGCGCUGGUGGAGCAGUCCAACCUGCACUUCAUCGUCACGGGGAAGGUCGCCGAGACCGGACAGAUCAUCAGCGCCAUGAAACUCAUCCGCCUGCACGGUCCCACGCUCACCGUCAAGGUGAGCGGCCCCGCCAAAGUCAACGAGGAGAUGAUGGCCACGGUGGAGUUCACCAACCCCCUCGGCAGCAGCCUGGAGGGGGUCUACGUUCGCAUGGAAGGAGCCGGACUCAUGCUGCCCAAGUCCAAAUAUUACAGGCUCAUCGCCGGGGGCGCCUCUUUCAUCUGGAGCGAGUUCUUCACCCCGCAGAGGGCGGGCACCACCAGGCUGAUGGCCACCCUGGACUGUCCCGCUCUCAGGCAGGUGCACGGCCAGGUCACGCUCACCGUUGAGGCCUGAGGACACCCGCGGCUCCCCCGCCGCCUUUGUGAGUCGGCGAAAUAAAUUUGCCGGUGGCGGCCAACCCGC
Hippocampus zosterae (dwarf seahorse) is the source of this 2133-nucleotide messenger RNA. It is a transcript of the gene f13a1b, whose product is annotated as coagulation factor XIII, A1 polypeptide b. The annotation marks the transcript as partial. Gene Ontology annotation, molecular function: protein-glutamine gamma-glutamyltransferase activity. The transcript is spliced from 13 exons. NCBI's taxonomy places the organism in Eukaryota, Metazoa, Chordata, Actinopteri, Syngnathiformes, Syngnathidae. The record is from RefSeq and is a predicted model, not a curated record. Gene Ontology annotation, biological process: peptide cross-linking; blood coagulation, fibrin clot formation.